This is a messenger RNA of Dissoconium aciculare CBS 342.82, 663 nucleotides long. RefSeq lists its product as uncharacterized. Lineage: Eukaryota; Fungi; Ascomycota; Dothideomycetes; Mycosphaerellales; Dissoconiaceae. The coding region runs from base 1 to 663 and encodes 220 amino acids. The record is from RefSeq and is a predicted model, not a curated record. The transcript is spliced from 2 exons.
AUGGUGACUACCGAGAUCUUCACGAUGGCGCUGGCGCCCGGAAGCGAUGUCGGCGAUCCGACUACCAACGCCGCGCUCAUAGCAUGGGAGUCGUUUGAGACCAUCGCAAAGGCAAACGGUGGCCACAAGAUUAACUUCGGUACACAGCGUGAAUCAUCGCAGACGUUUGAAGUCUUCAUUAACUGGGAAGACCUUAAGGCGCAUGAAGCUUUCAAUUCCGGAGAGUCAUACCCAGCCUUCGCAAAGCGUUUCCAGACCUUCAGCGGUGGCAAGCCACGCAUUAUCCACGUUGAUUUCCAGCCUGAAGGCGCUCUAGACAAAACCAUUACGGCCCCUGUGACCGAGGUGGCGACUUUCAUCUUCGGACCGGAUGGCGCACCCUCUGGCUACGGUGCUGGCGUCGAAAAAUUCGGAGCUGCGAUCGAGGCUGCUGGAAUUCAUGGGUUCUUGGGCGCGGCUUAUGGCUUCACUGUUGAGGAGGUCGAGCACGAUGGCAAGAAGGGCAAGGCGGCUGUCCUCACGGUCGGAUGGGACUCGGUCGAUGCACAUCUCCAGUUUCGCGAGACGGAGACGUUCAAGAAUCAUAUCCAUCUCCUGCGGGAUGGUAUUGUAACCGCUGAGAUGCAUCAUGUACAGUUCUUAGAGUUCCUACCGGCUCAGUAA